Talaromyces amestolkiae is the source of this 1269-nucleotide messenger RNA. RefSeq lists its product as uncharacterized. Gene Ontology annotation, cellular component: Golgi apparatus; cytoplasm. The coding region runs from base 1 to 1269 and encodes 422 amino acids. Lineage: Eukaryota; Fungi; Ascomycota; Eurotiomycetes; Eurotiales; Trichocomaceae. The transcript has 3 exons. Gene Ontology annotation, biological process: regulation of vacuole fusion, non-autophagic; vacuolar protein processing; protein phosphorylation. The record is from RefSeq and is a predicted model, not a curated record. Gene Ontology annotation, molecular function: protein serine/threonine kinase activity; ATP binding.
AUGGCGCAGUACUUCUUCGACCUUCUCUAUACAUUUACGGAUUGCAUGUGCUGCUUUCCUAGCUCUCCACAGCUGAAGAUCAACAACCGCAGUUUCAAGCUGCUCCGGCUACUGGGCGAGGGAGGAUUUUCCUACGUCUACCUGGUCCAAGACAAAAAUACCUCGGAAUUGUUCGCCUUGAAGAAAAUACGUUGCCCGUUCGGCCAAGAAUCCGUGUCGCAAGCGCUGAAAGAAGUCGAGGCAUACAGCCUUUUCUCGCCGCAUCCUUAUAUCAUUCGGUCUUAUGACCACUGCGUGGUAAAUGAAUCGGCAAACAAGUUCCGAGGUGGUGACGAUUCGAGCUCCAAAACGGUCUAUAUUCUUCUUCCAUACUACCAGCGCGGCAAUCUACAAGAUGCUAUCAACGCGAACCUCGUCAAUCACACCAGCUUCCCCGAGAAAGAAUUGAUGACGCUCAUGCUAGGUGUCGCCAAAGCUCUAAAAGCUAUGCACCAAUACAAAGUGAAAAGCGGUUCUGCAUCUACCCGUCAAGCUAAGGGUGUACGAAGAGAGGGGGAGGAAGCGGAUGAAGAACUAUCGCGGAAGGUUGGGAAGCCAAAAAGGAGGAAUACACAUGGUGUCGACGAUGAUGUUGAGCAGGAGCCAUUAAUGGAUGAUGAAGUGACUCGCAGUCAGGAAGGUGUGGGUGAAGGAGAAUUCAGACCUUAUGCCCAUCGAGAUAUCAAACCUGGAAAUAUCAUGAUUGAUGAUGACGGAAGAACGCCAAUUCUGAUGGACUUGGGCUCCCUAGCACCAAGUCCGAUUGCCAUCACAUCACGAUCUCUCGCCUUGGCGGUACAAGACACGGCGGCAGAGCAUAGCACCAUGCCAUACCGAGCUCCUGAAUUAUUCGACGUCAAGACCGGUUCUAUCAUCGAUACCAAGGUUGACAUAUGGUCCCUUGGUUGCACACUUUAUGCUUGCUUGGUCGGUAAAAGCCCGUUUGAAGCCAGAAGCGAGGAAACGGGAGGUAGCUUGAGCAUGUGUGUUCUGGGUGGUGAUUGGCGAUUUCCCGAUGAGAACUCCAGCAGUGCCAAAGGGAAGGCCAAGUCGAACACUCCUGCUGCAUCCGGGUCAUCGCAAUCUUCUGGCGAAGGCGGGAUCAGUGAGUCUGUCAAGGAUAUUGUCCGGAAGUGCUUGCAGGUUGAACCUGCUGAUCGGCCGGAUAUUGAUGAGCUCAUACAACUCAUUCAAGACACGAUCAAGUCAUUACCUGACGGGCCUGAGUAA